CUUGCAAUAUCACUGACUAGCUCAGACGUGCGCAAAGCUCUUUCCAAUCGACGGUUCAAGUAAUUUACGACAGAUUUUGGCUAAAGGAUUUGAGGUAGAAAUGUUUCACCAAUUUCAGAAAUACCGCAACAGGAUGAUGGGACUCCAGGCAAGAACGGGAGUCUGGCAAAACCCCCAAGGCAGCUUCGCUCUUGCACACUUGGAUAUUUUACACGGGGAAACCCAAAGACUGGACUCCAGUCUGGAAAUGGAGAGCGCCAGAUUAGAAGACCUGGGAGCUGAAAAGGACGACAUGUUUUUAGAAAUGUCCCAAAAGAUUGCGUCCCUGCAAGACAACGAGAAACGUCUGCAGGAAGAAUUGGCUCGGCUCAGACAUUCAUACAAUGAACUCAACUCUAAAUAUCAUAGUGAAGUUUCUGGAUUACAGCAAGACGUGGAGAGAUAUCAGCAGGAGGCGAGUCGUGAGAAAGACGCCAAUGUAGAGAGAGAGAGAGAGAACCUGCAGCUUGUCAACAAUCUCAGAGCUGAGAAGGAAGAGCUAUUCCGAAAAAUGGCAAGAAAGAUUAUAAUUCUGCGACACAGGGACAGGCAGAUGUUCCAUGAACUGGAUCGGGUUCAUGUUUCACAUGAGGAGCUAAAAUCUAGACAUAGAACAGACGUAAUGGAGUUACAGCAGCAGAUUGAGACCUACCAGCAAAAGAUAAAGCAGGAUCAAAUGGCUCUUUUACAAAGACAAAAGGCGGAGAAGCUUAUAUGGGACAUAAACCGAUCUGCACUGCAACAUAUCGAAAAACUUCAGCAGCAAGAAGAGAAAUAUCAGCAGGAGAUCAGAUGUUUGAAAAAUGAUUUACAAAGAGCGAAAGAGGAUCUCCUGCUGCCCAACACACUGAGACCUGAGGAAAAUGAUAUACAACAAAAAGACAUCACAGAUUCCCAAGAUGAGGAGGACGGCUCACAGGACCAAGUGGACCCGGUUGAUGGCUUAAGUCAAGAGGAUUCUCCAGAGGUGAAAAUGUCAGGAGAAACUUUAUCAGGUUGUUCCAACGAUCCGGAAUCCUCAGAAGAGACAGAGAUCACCCGAGAAACCGUCCUGGAGGAUUUGGACAAUCUGGAUGCCAUGCAGGACGAUGCCUCUGAAUGUUCUUGAAGCUGUUCUCCAGGAGGUGAUACCAGCACAGGGAGACUCAGCUUACCUCACCUUGGCAUUGACCUGCAAGUGCUUUGAAGCCGUUGAGUCUGAGUCAGUUUUCAGGAAGAAGACUCACUUUGCUUGGCUGGAUGGUGAGAUCAACUGGGGCAAAUUUUCAAAAACAUUCAAGGCAGAAAAUCGGAUUCCUUUUGCGGUUGUAACAUGUUCCUCCUGCAACCGGUAAUAUAAAGACUGUGGGCUUCACCAGAAAUGGAAGACAAGGAGAGUACCCUGGUUACUACUGUGAUGGCCGACCUGGACAUUGCACUGACUGUCAAUACUGAAUGCAAGGAGAAUAUUAGUUGCUUUCCACAGUCUUUCACACAUUUCAGUUGUCACACAUUGUUUUGUUUUUUUUUAUUGUUUUUUUUUAGUGACAUGCCAUUUUAAAUCAUUUCUGCUGAAGAAUAUUUGACGUGUGCAGUCAUCCUUUUUAAUAAUGUGUUCUUUCAAUAUUAUUUACAUUUUUGAAUGUUCCUUUUGUUGUAGCUCAGUUGAUUUGUAUUAUUUAGUUUUCAUAGAAAUGGUGUCAUUUCCACACAAAGUUACAUUGUGGCUGUAAUUUGUUGGAGAGAGUAGAACCAAUAAACUAGUUGUAAAUACAGUAUAUUUUAACAGCAUUGUUUAACAAUUGGAACCAGAAACCUUGUUUUAGAAAUUUUAAAUGCAAGCAAAGCUAAUAACUAGCAAUAUUUUAUAUGUGUAAAUACAAUGUUUCCUACACUUUUUGAACAAUGACUGGAAUCAGUACAAAUUUUCUUUACAAACCUGACAUACAGCUAAGUUUAUGUUUUAACAGAAUCAACUGUUGGGGUUUUUUGUAAUAAAGCAAGCACAUACAGAAACAUAUUGUUCGGCUAAAAAGUCAUAAUAUAAACAUAAGACUAAAGGUAUCCUGACUUUAUGAAGAGAUGAGCCCGGCGCCGUUAGGCUGGGAUGGAGACACAUGAUCAGGUGAUUGGCUGAGCAGAUGAGAUGAAGACAGUUAUAGUUAGAAAUUACACUUUGGUUUAAUUUAUGUAACCAGUGACUUGAUUCAAAAAGGUUUUCAUAUAGAAAAAAGAUCAUUCUCUCUGGCAGUUACCAGCGCAGUGUCUACUGCCGG
Molecule: messenger RNA, 2294 nt
Organism: Xiphophorus maculatus (southern platyfish)
Lineage: Eukaryota; Metazoa; Chordata; Actinopteri; Cyprinodontiformes; Poeciliidae
Product: cilia- and flagella-associated protein 58-like
Exons: 3
Coding region: 101-1147 (348 amino acids)
Source: RefSeq, a predicted model, not a curated record